AUGGAUUUCAAUUUCAAUUAUCACCAUGUUAACAACAACAACCACAACCAACAGGAAAUACAUUUACCUCCAGGCUUCCGUUUUCACCCCACUGACGAAGAACUUAUCACUUGUUACCUUCUCAAGAAAGUUCUCGACAGUAAUUUCACCGGUAGAGCCGUUACUGAAGUUGAUCUUAACAAAUGCGAGCCUUGGGAGCUUCCUGAGAAAGCGAAGAUGGGGGAGAAAGAAUGGUUUUUUUUCAGUUUGAGGGAUAGGAAGUAUCCGACGGGAUUGAGGACAAAUAGGGCAACUGAGGCUGGGUAUUGGAAGGCGACGGGGAAGGAUCGGGAGGUUUAUAGCACAAAGACUUCUUCUUUGGUGGGUAUGAAGAAAACCCUAGUUUUUUAUAGGGGUAGAGCUCCUAGAGGAGUUAAGAGUAACUGGGUUAUGCAUGAGUAUCGUCUUGAAGGCAAGCUUGCCUACCAUUAUCUCUCUAGGAGCUCCAAGGAUGAGUGGGUAAUAUCACGGGUAUUCCAGAAAAGCGGCCCCGGAGCAGUACCCAUGUCAGCCACCGCCGGCAGUAGCGGCAGCAACAAGAAGAGUUCCUAUAACCGUUUAAUGAUAAACACUUGUCCUCCAAAUUUCUACCAGUCUGACGUCAGCUCUCCGUCAUCAGUUUCUCUCCCCGGCCUUCUCGACCCUUCAUCCUUCCAUGCCGCCACCGCCUCCUCCGCCGCCGAUUCUUACACCGACUGUGGUGUGAGUGUCGCCGUCGCCGCUGCCACCGCCAACGCCAACGCCGUCUCAAAAGAGCACGUGUCCUGUUUCUCCACAAUGCCUAUUAAUAGCUUUAACCCUAAUAAUGGUAACUUUGAUCAUCUCCUUCCUCUUCCAACUUUACCAAUCCAAAUGCCGUAUUAUCUACCGCCGCCGCCGCCUUCAUCGUCUUUUAGCCACGGAAGUUAUGGAACAACAGCACCGGCCGGUGAACUGCCGGGAAAUCAAAUGAUGGGUGGUAGUAGUAUGGGACCCACGGAGCUUGAUUACAUGUGGACAUUUUAA
Molecule: messenger RNA, 1044 nt
Organism: Impatiens glandulifera
Lineage: Eukaryota; Viridiplantae; Streptophyta; Magnoliopsida; Ericales; Balsaminaceae
Product: protein CUP-SHAPED COTYLEDON 2
Exons: 3
Coding region: 1-1044 (347 amino acids)
Biological process (GO): regulation of DNA-templated transcription
Molecular function (GO): DNA binding
Source: RefSeq, a predicted model, not a curated record